CCUGGGCGCUGCAGUCGCCGCGCCAGGGUGACCGGUAGCGCCGGAGCCGAGGUGGCGACGCGGGGCGGGGCGGGCAGAAAGAGGAGGAAGGAGGUUGUGUUGCGGGAUGGCGGCGACAACCUACGAGCGGCUGAAGCUGCAUAUCACAACUGAAAAAUUUUAUGUGGAAGCUUGUGAUGAUGGAGUGGAUGAUGUGCUUAUCAUCGACCGGGUGUCCACAGAGGUUACCCUCUCAGUCAAGAAAGAUAUUCCUCCUUCAGCUGUCACAAGACCAAUAUUUGGUAUCCUGGGCACAAUCCAUCUGGUGGCAGGAAAUUAUCUAAUUGUCAUUACCAAAAAGAUAAAAAUAGGUGAAUUUUUCAAUCAUGUAAUCUGGAAAGCAACAGAUUUUGAUAUUCUUUCUUAUAAGAAGACCAUGUUGCACUUAACUGAUAUUCAGUUACAAGAUAAUAAAACCUUCCUAGCAAUGAUAAACCAUGUAUUGAGUGUGGAUGGGUUUUACUUUUCAACCACAUAUGAUUUGACCCAUACUUUGCAGCGACUAUCCAACACUAGUCCAGAGUUUCAAGAAAUGAGUCUCUUGGAAAGGGCAGAUCAGCGGUUUGUAUGGAAUUGUCACCUUCUGAGAGAACUUUCUGCGCAGCCAGAGGUCCAUCGGUUUGCUCUUCCAGUAAUACACGGCUUUAUUACUAUGCACUCGUGUUCUAUUAAUGGAAAGUACUUUGAUUGGAUUCUCAUCUCGAGGAGGAGUUGCUUCAGAGCUGGCGUGCGCUAUUACGUGAGAGGGAUUGAUUCUGAAGGCCACGCAGCUAACUUUGUAGAAACAGAACAAAUUGUUCACUACAAUGGAAGCAAAGCUUCAUUUGUCCAGACUCGAGGAUCAAUACCAGUUUUCUGGUCUCAAAGACCAAACCUCAAGUACAAACCACGACCGCAGAUUAACAAAGUAGCAAAUCAUAUGGAUGGUUUCCAAAGGCAUUUUGAUUCACAAUUAAUUAUUUAUGGAAAACAAGUCAUAAUCAAUCUGGUUAACCAGAAGGGCUCCGAGAAGCCACUUGAACAGGCAUUUGCAACAAUGGUGUCCUCCUUGGGAAAUGGAAUGAUCAGAUAUAUUGCCUUUGACUUCCAUAAGGAAUGUAAAAAUAUGAGAUGGGAUCGACUAAGUAUUUUAUUGGAUCGGGUAGCAGAAAUGCAGGAUGAAUUAAGUUAUUUUCUAGUGGACUCUACUGGCAAGGUGGUGACGAAUCAGGAGGGCGUGUUCCGCAGCAACUGCAUGGACUGUCUGGACAGAACCAACGUGAUCCAGAGUCUGUUAGCUCGGCGCUCGCUUCAGGCCCAGCUGCAGAGACUAGGUGUUUUGCAUGUGGGACAAAAGCUUGAAGAACAAGAUGAAUUUGAGAAGAUUUACAAAAAUGCCUGGGCUGACAACGCAAAUGCUUGUGCCAAACAGUAUGCGGGAACUGGUGCCUUGAAGACCGACUUUACCAGAACUGGGAAGAGAACUCAGCUGGGACUUGUAAAGGACGGCUGGAACUCACUGAUUCGGUAUUACAAGAACAACUUUUCUGAUGGAUUCAGACAAGACGCCAUAGACUUGUUUCUGGGGAACUACUCGGUGGACGAAUUAGAAUCUCAUAGUCCUCUAAGUGUUGCACGGGAUUUGAAAUUUCUGGCGGAAGACUCCACGCCCCUUACGUGCAGGGAUUGUUGGAGGCAACCUUGUGUCUCAGAAGGCAAAGUACAGGCAUAUACCUCAGAGAUACUGCGGUAUCAGUUCCAGAUACCGCAAUGCAGCGGGUAUCGCCACGCAUUGCCUAUUAUCAUGGUCGUGGCCUUUUCAAUGUGCAUUAUCUGCCUCCUUAUGGCUGGUGACACUUGGACAGAAACACUGGCCUAUGUGCUCUUCUGGGGAGUCGCAAGCGUUGGAACAUUUUUUAUUAUCCUUUACAACGGCAAAGAUUUUGUUGAUGCUCCCAGAUUGGUCCAGAAAGAAAAGAUAGACUGAGUGUGUGUCUGUGGAAAGCGGCUUGGCCUGCAAGACUCCAUCCUGCAGAACUGGAGUCUUUACUGACCCGCUUUCCACAGGAGCCGAGGUCUUAGGAAGCCUUUAGCCCGAGCACAUCUGUCUGUGCGGGGCGCUGACUGACCGUUGGUGAUCUGCCUGGUGAUCUCUGCUGUCGGACGCUGUGUUUAUAAUCUGAAGCUGUUCUGUGAUUCAAACAGAACCUGAAUUCAGCUCACGGGGGGAGGACUCUGUCCACUUUCAGUUUAAUCAGCUGUUGGAGAAUAAGUAAUACAUCAGAAACCUAGCUCUCAUUGUGUGGAACAGUCCAUUGUUCAUCUAGCUCGGUUUCAUUAUCGUCACUAUGGAAGCAUUACUUUGGCAAGCGUACUUUCCUACACACCUUCGGACUCUUCUUAAAAGUUUAAUGGACGCUAACUGCUCUGCUUAUAGAGUGUAAGUCUUCUCCAUUCAUCGAGGAGCUUGACAACACAGCCAUGACUUCGCGGUGGGAAGAGAAGGGGCCGUGUUCCUGGGGGUCUCUGUGGGGCUGCCUUAGCUCAGCUUCUUCAAGUGUGAUGGAAAGUUCAGGUAUGCUGUACCUUUUUUAAAGGGUAUAAAUGAAAUCAAAGAUUGUCAAGUCUCUCUCUUAUGCUAAUGGUCCAAAGUCACCUGUUUGUAGGACUGCCCUCGGCUGCUCAGCUGCUUCCUCCGGACCCGAUAAGGCAGCGUGGGCCUCUGAGAGGCUCUUGUCCGGGGUCGGUGGUGUGGGAGGUACCGCUGGGAUGCUCCCCCUGUAAAGCCGCUGUUAGCCAUCAAUAGUGUGUGUAAGAUGUAGUGCUUCCAGGUAGCACAGUUCUUCAAAUCAAGGACCAACUGCAGCUCUGAAUUUAUGUAUAAAAACAAACCUGAAAACCAUGCUUUAGAGGCUGUGCAGAGGUCUAAGUCAGACUGUAUAUUCAAACUGUAAUUAUGAGGUUUAAAUGGUAGGAAAGUAUGUGAGGUAGUACAAUUGCCACUGUCUUAAAACAGCUCAGUUAAAUAUGCAACCAUGUGUGUUAUGCUUGAAAACAUGUGCAGUUCUUUCAGUAGUAAUCUUGUUCUCCUCAAAUAUCUCUAAAAGCGCCUUUUCAACAUCGCCUUUUAUAAACAAUAAGUUACUGCUUUUAGAAACUAAAGAAAGUAACAGCUGGCAAACCUUCUGUAGCGUAAAAUCAAUCAUUAAAAUUCACAAUAGGGAAAGUAAUUAGAAUACCUAUUCUUAACAUGUAAAUAAGCAGAAUUUGUUCCAAAGAUGAAAUGCUGAAACUUAGUUCAUGUCUGCUGUAACCUAUUACUCAAAUGCUACUGGGUGUUUCACGUUGAGAGCUCAUUUCAACUUCAGCACAAAUGGAGCUGACGCUGGUGUGGCUGCUUUGCGAUGAAUGGACUAAUUAAUGGUGGGCCGAUCGUAAGGUUCUACACUGCAGAACCCUGCAAUGAUUUCACUUCCAAAUUCACGUACUGUACAUCCUGAGUGAAAAUAAAAUGUCAUAUUUUCUAACUAC
Molecule: messenger RNA, 3549 nt
Organism: Myotis daubentonii (Daubenton's bat)
Lineage: Eukaryota; Metazoa; Chordata; Mammalia; Chiroptera; Vespertilionidae
Gene: SACM1L
Product: SAC1 like phosphatidylinositide phosphatase
Biological process (GO): phosphatidylinositol dephosphorylation
Cellular component (GO): endoplasmic reticulum
Molecular function (GO): phosphatidylinositol-4-phosphate phosphatase activity
Source: RefSeq, a predicted model, not a curated record